AUGGGCGAAAAAGUGAUGACGCGACCAUUAAAGCAUCCCGAUAAUGCUCGCUCAUCAAUCGAUGCUUUGCAGAACAGCUGUUGCGCAUAUGUUGAAAUCAGUUCUGGUCGAAGUGAAGCCUAUUUUACAUUUCAGAAAUUGUUACAUCGAAAACCAAAUGAAUACUUCUGGCCAAAAUUCUUGGUUAGUAAAGCCGGUACAGAACUUGUUGUGGGAAUUCAUGAAUCUAAUCUUUAUAAAUCACUAAUUGAAAUGGCUGGCCUAAAGGACCAAAGGAGCCGGGUUAUAUUUCGUCGCAAAAUUAAAGUAAUGGAAGUAACGUUUGGCUGGGAAAAUCAACAACUGCCAAAAUCAGUAUUUUGA
Molecule: messenger RNA, 363 nt
Organism: Loa loa (African eye worm)
Lineage: Eukaryota; Metazoa; Nematoda; Chromadorea; Rhabditida; Onchocercidae
Exons: 3
Coding region: 1-363 (120 amino acids)
Source: RefSeq, a predicted model, not a curated record